Molecule: messenger RNA, 1294 nt
Organism: Cylicostephanus goldi
Lineage: Eukaryota; Metazoa; Nematoda; Chromadorea; Rhabditida; Strongylidae
Source: the annotation of a GenBank genome assembly
AAGCUCUUUUCAGGUGCUUGACCUGGCAUUUAACAAAUUAUCGGAGAUAACCACUGAUACUUUCGCAGGAUUAGAAAGUCUGCAGCACUUGAAUCUUGAAAGCAACAAUAUCCAGUCGAUUGCUCCUGGAGCGUUCGCAGGAAUUCCACUAUUACUUCUAUGGCUACCUAACAAUUGUUUGGAUACAAUCAGCCCAACAACUUUCCAAGGUGCACUAUUCUUGCGCCAGCUGUCACUUGCUAACAACAAUAUCAAGGAUAUCCAGCCUCUUUCAUUCAAUCAUCUCGCAAAUCUCCACACCAUCGAUCUCGCAAAUAACAAAAUCCAAUCUCUCCAGCAAGGUGCAAUCCAGGGAACUGAUCAUCUUACUGUUCGGUUACAAGAAAAUCCUAUGGUCUGUUCACAAGACGGUUUCCACGUCAUGAAUGGCCCUCAAGCUAUAAAUUUGACAACAGAGCCCAACAACAUUUGCAAAACAAAAUGGCAAGAGGAGACUCCCGACAUUUGUCCAAAGGCUCUGGCACGCCCUGCACAGCCACCCUGCUGUAAUCGAAAACCACCCACUACCACCGCAGCUCCAACGACGACAACUGCAGCAAUAUCGACAUCAUCGGAGGAGGAUACGACAACUUCUGCAGAAGAAACAACAUCUUCAAACGAAGAAACAACGCCUUCCAAGGAAGAAAAAGACGAUGAAGAGGAAGCGAAAGAAGAGGAUGACGAAGAAGAGAGUAAAGAAGACGAGGACGAAGAUGAAGACGGAUACGAUUCAGAUACCGAAGAGACAGAACUUAGCCAAGAUUCGGUAACAACUGAACCCACCACGACCACAACAACAACUGAAGCGACAACCACAACUUCAAAGGUGAACAUGGAUCGGUUCUGGAGACUCUCGCAUAAACCUGCAGCAGGAUCGCCUUUCAUGAGGCAUCAAGUGAAUUCGGCUAUGAAACCGAAAUAUCUUAUAACGGUUCGUCCCAGAAUUAAUAAAUAUGGAGAGAGAUAUAUAGAAUGUGUUCAUAUUCAGACUGCGCCGCCAGCACCACAAGAAGAGGAGGAAGCUGAAGAGGACGAAGAAGAUGAUGAUGAAGGAGCAGAAGAGGAGGAAGAGGAAACAACAACGCGAAAAGAUUCUCGACGAAUUCCUGCAAGAAUACGUGAGCGACAAAAGAUGCUUGGCAAAAUGCCGCCAUGGCUGCGAACAUCAUCCAAAAACAAAAGUGAACCAGAAGAGGAAUUUAAUGAGGACGAGGAAAGUGAAACUGUACAAGUCAACGAUCAGUCCAAGCACUAA